AUGAGGGUAUUACAACUAUCAAACACUUAUUUUAGUAGGGAAUUACCUACAACCUUGAAGAACUGCACAAAUUUGAUAGUAAUUGAUGUUGGAGGGAAUAAAUUGUCGGGUUUGAUUCCGCCGUGGAUUGGAAACAGUUUGCAAAAGCUUACCAUUCUUAGCUUGCGAUCCAAUCACUUCUCUGGGAGCAUUCCAUCGAAUCUGUCAAGCAACAGGUUGAUUGGAGAAAUUCCAAGAGAAAUCACCCAACUUAUUGGUUUGGUUUCUCUAAACUUAUCAAGAAACAGUCUAUGUAGACAAAUCCCUUCAGAGAUUGGUCACCUGACAUCUUUAGAAGCUCUUGAUUUAUCAUGGAACCAUCUUGUUGGUGAAAUUCGUGCAUACAUGGGGAAUGCUGAGCUCUGUGGAGACCCGCUUCCGAAGAAAUGUCUAGAUGAAGAACAUGAAAGCAUUGUUUCUGGAGCUCAUGAAGAAGUUGAUGAGGUUUUAACCAGGGGAUUUUACAUCAGUAUGGCACUUGGUUUCAUACUUGCAUUUUGGGGAGUCUGUGGUGCACUGAUCCUCAACAAAUCUAUCAGAUACGCAUAUUUCAAGCUCUUAAGCGAUGUAGGAGAUUGGGUUUGUGUAAAGGCAACAAUACACAAGGCCAGCCUACUGGGAAUGAUCAAAAGCUAG
Morus notabilis is the source of this 675-nucleotide messenger RNA. RefSeq names its product receptor-like protein EIX2. NCBI's taxonomy places the organism in Eukaryota, Viridiplantae, Streptophyta, Magnoliopsida, Rosales, Moraceae. The record is from RefSeq and is a predicted model, not a curated record. The coding region runs from base 1 to 675 and encodes 224 amino acids. The transcript has 3 exons. Gene Ontology annotation, molecular function: protein binding.